Exophiala oligosperma is the source of this 2518-nucleotide messenger RNA. RefSeq lists its product as uncharacterized. The transcript has 2 exons. Gene Ontology annotation, molecular function: NADP binding; N,N-dimethylaniline monooxygenase activity; flavin adenine dinucleotide binding. The record is from RefSeq and is a predicted model, not a curated record. NCBI's taxonomy places the organism in Eukaryota, Fungi, Ascomycota, Eurotiomycetes, Chaetothyriales, Herpotrichiellaceae. The coding region runs from base 294 to 1781 and encodes 495 amino acids.
GUGAUCUUGGAAUGUCGUGAUUCACGUCAUGCACAAGACAUUUUCACUCUUUGUAUCGUAUAAGGUGAACAAGGGACUCGUGUGUUUCGCCGUGGCACUGAAAGGAUACCCAGGUUGUCAUCAUUCUGACAGGAAAAAUCCUUUCUUGGAGUUUCACUUGUGAGCAUUUCAACUGCGUCGCCCGACCAUAAUAAACCCGCUCUAAGACGAAGAAGAAUCGUCUGGAGGCUAAGUGGGCAUUUGUCUUGGUAUUCAUAAUACCAACCCGACCCUAGCAACUUCAGUUGUGCCCGAUGGGAGACGCGGGCCUUGUACCCUCGAUAUCGAGGAUCGCGGUGAUUGGGGCUGGUCCGGUGGGAGUGUCGUGUGCAAAAUACCUCCUUGCCGAAAAGGCUUUUGAUACGAUAGACAUUUACGAACAACGUGACGGUGUGGGUGGAAUAUGGAAUCUUUGCGAACCGGUGCGAUCCAGACGCAUUCCUGUGCCCCAGAUCAACCCACGAUAUGGCCACCACGACUCAGGCACCGAGUCACUGGAGUUUGAAUCGCCCCUGUAUGACUAUCUGGAGACCAACAUCCCGAAGCAACUCAUGGCCUUCUCAGACAAACCGUUCUCGAUUGCCGACCCAUUAUUUCCGAGCCACCAGGCGGUUCUACGAUAUCUGGAAGAUUACGCCGCUGAUGUGCGCCAUCUCAUCAAGUUCCAUACCGCCGUCAAGGACUUGACGCCCAUCGCCCCUCGGACCACGGCAGCACACGAACAAUGGAACCUCGUUGCCGAAGACGUGCGUACGAAAGAGACGACGCACCAUGUCUACGACGCAGUGGUGGUCGCGAAUGGUCACUAUACUAUCCCUUACGUUCCUGAUAUCAAAGGCAUCGCUGAAUGGAACGCCACCUACCCGGAGACAAUCAUUCAUUCCAAGGCAUAUCGCAGACCAGAGGACUUUCGGGGCAAGAAGGUCCUCGUGGUGGGGAACUCUGCCAGUGGUCUCGACAUUGCGACCCAGAUUGGCCUACACUGUAAACAUCCCAUUUUUCUAUCUGCCCGUUCAGUAUCAGCAUUCGGAACCUUACCACCGGCCCAGUGGCGAGAGGAUAUCGACGAGCUUGUAGAGUGCCUCCCUGCCAGCGAAGGUAACCGGGCGUUGAGAUUCAAAAGUGGCAAAAUUGAAAAGGACAUUGACGCGAUCGUCUUUGCGACCGGAUAUUUUUAUUCGUUUCCUUUUCUGUCAAAGUUGUCGCCGCCACUGGUCACUGACGGUUUCCGCACAAGAGGAUUGUAUCAGCACUUGUUUCAUAUCAAUCAUCCCACACUUGCGUUCCCAGUUAUCAAUCUCAAAGUCAUCCCCUUUCCGUUGUCUCAAAACCAGGCGGCUGUUGUUGCCCGUGUCUGGAGUGGUCGACUCAGCUUACCGGCGACGAACGAGAUGCAAAAGUGGGAGCUGAACAAUAUCGCAAUGAACGGAGAUGGCAAGUAUUUUCAUCUCAAAAAGUUCCCACAGGACGCCGCACAGAUUAAUGAGCUCUAUGCCUGGGCUCAAGAGGCGAGCAAGAGAGAUGGUCUCGAGAAUGAGGGUGUCGGCCGACUUGGGACCAGAUGGGACGAGAGACAAGUGUGGAUGAGAUCGAAGUUUCCCGACAUCAAGGCCGCUUAUCUGAAGAGAGGAGAGGCCAAAGUCAAGGUCAGAACGAUGGAAGAGCUUGGAUUCGAUUUCGAAGAGUGGCGAAAGAACGCAGAGGAGAAGGAUCUGGCGAUGUUUCAAGAGGCCAAAUGUUAGAAGGGAUGUACUGAUUUUUAAAUGCGCAUUAGUUUUAGACUUGGGUCAUGGAUGCAUCACAAUCUUGUGCAAGAGGACAUUGACAUUUCCCUCCAUCUCUCUCCAUUUUCCAAGUGCGUGAUUCUUGCGAAAUGGCGCAUUUUUUAGGUGUCAAGAUUGGCGUCGGCCUUUGGAUUGCCACCGACGAACCAAUAGCGCCAUCUUCACCAGGUACUGACUGCCUAAGGAAGAACUCAUAGACGAUUUUAAUUAUUGGAUAAAAGCCUCCCCGGCGUUACCUUACAUUCUGCUUCAUCUUUGUGUUAUCGUCUCCCUCUCUCUCUCAGCCUAUGCUGAAAGCUAGCUAAUGUCGUCUCUUGUCAAUCACAAGCAACACCAUACACUACCUAAUAUCCAAGACAUUGGGGCGCACAGCAUUCCCUCGCUUCCGUCCGGGCCGGACCUCCACCGGGAUCUUCUCGAUUUUGUUGUUCUUAGGCGCUGGAAGGGGCGAUCUGAGCGAAUGCCUAUCGAGAUAUCUUUGUACAAGGCACACGACUGAGAGAACUAAUAAUUUAAUCGUUAUCAUUGCCCUUGAGAAUGUCUCUUGACUAUUGGGCGGGCACUUCAGCGAUAAGGUAGUCUUGUGCCGCGUGCGUGAUACAACACCUCCGCAUAAGUCACCGUCCCCCCCCAAAAUUUCCUCUAUUUUACUACAAUAUACAUAACUAUUUACUUUUUUAGUAGAACUAAGUCUA